GAAGACGUCUGCCUUCAUUAGACGAUCGACAGCUUCAGAGCAUUUUGAUUUCUACUAGUAACUAAGUACCUAUUCUAGCUGCAGUUGAUCAGCUGCAGCCCUCCACGCACCUGACGAAGGUAGGGCGCUGUCCUACUGGAGUGUUCCCUUCCGAACCUCUUGCCUCGUCCUAGAGAUUCUCUGCAAGAUGAUGCCUGCUCAUUGAAGUUGCUUUGAAGAGAAGAACGGUUGGUGAAUGCAUAAGUUUGCGCCAUCUUGGAACUGCAAAAGUGAAAUGUUUAUGGAGAAAUAAAGGAGUGUUCCAAUUGCUCAAUCACCUCUCUUCAACCGCACCAUCUGUCAACUCAAGGAAAAGUUUAGAGUCUGCUAUCCAUGGCGCCGAACGGCAGUCUUCCCCAGUCCGGCCGGCCCAAGAAGCGGGGGCGGCCCAGCAAAGCCGACAAGCUGGCCAUUGAGCUCGCUCGCCGGGUAGCAGGAGCAGUCUCAGCCGCCGCCGCCGCUGCCAAGGUUUCCGCCGCCAAAGCUCGAGAGCAAGUUCUCAAGCGGGGUCGUGGAAGGCCCCCACAAGCUUUGAAGGUUGAAGUGGAGGAAGAAAGUGAGCAGGAAGAGGAGGAGCCUCAGGAGGCUGUGCGGCCGAAGAACCGGAGGAAAGGCGCUCCUAGACGAGCCCCAGGGUCCACUGCAGAGUGGCUUCAGAGGCCUUUGUCAGCACCCAUAAUCAGACGGCAGCCAAGAGAUAUCAAGCACCUGGAUAUAACCGCGACAGAUAUAGGAAAGCGCGAAACGAAGAGGAAUCCCAAGUUCGACGAGUUUGUCACGUUUAGUCCCAGAAAGGUAGAGAGUUCCGCCGACGAGACGUCGCGAAAUCCGCUCAGUUCGGAGGCGGCAUCCGACUUCGAAACGGACUCGAACGCGGGGGUAGAGAGGCGAGAUGGCUCUCAGCUACGGGAGAGCUCUUUGCAACGAGAAAGCUCCUUACAAAACGGAGAAGGGCUUGAUGCGAAGAGAUGGGAGAACGUAACACAGGUCAUCAGAUGGGCUCGGGAUGCUGAGCUGCUUAGUAAAGAGGCGGCCGAACUGCUGAUUACCUUAGCCCACCAACAUGACAGCGUCUUAGAAGAAGCUGUUCAUGCGGUAGCUCCCGAAAAUGACGUAGCCGGGUUCCUUAGAGUCGCAGACGAUCUGCUCAGAAGAUGGUUGCAAGCAAGCAACGGAUGACCACAGUGCCUCUCAAUAAUGUCGUUCGUUGCAUGGGUGCCAGCGGCGACGAGGAGAAACUGUUGUUUAGACACGUGCUGCUGUAAUAUGGUGAAUACCGACUGUUGUGUUUUGUUGCUUUUUCAAAGAAAUAAUGACUCGUCCAACCAAGAAUGUCCAGUCCUGCAGUCUUGGG
Molecule: messenger RNA, 1393 nt
Organism: Klebsormidium nitens
Lineage: Eukaryota; Viridiplantae; Streptophyta; Klebsormidiophyceae; Klebsormidiales; Klebsormidiaceae
Source: the annotation of a GenBank genome assembly